AUGAACUCACUAUUCAGUUCAACAAUCAAGCUUUCAGAUCCUGCAAAGGAAUUACACGAGAAGAUGUGCGCACAAGAAGCUGGUAGGUUGUUUUCACAACAAGAGCUUACUGCCAUUCUAGAUAAUUGUACGCUUAGUGUGCUAAUGCAAUAUGUACAAGAACUUUUGGACAAAAAUCUGCUAAAGCUUGUAAAACAGAAUAAAGAACUUAAAUUUCAAGCAGUAGAUGCUGCUGAGGCAGAAAAAAAGAGUGGUAUGAGCUCUGACGAAGCUCUUGUCUAUUCUUAUAUUGAAGCUAGUGGAAGGGAAGGUAUAUGGACAAAAACAAUAAAGGCUAAGACAAACUUACAUCAACAUGUUGUUCUAAAGUGCUUAAAAUCAUUGGAGUCCCAAAGAUAUGUCAAAAGUGUCAAAAGUGUAAAAUAUCCUACUAGAAAAAUAUACAUGUUAUACAACUUACAGCCAUCUAUCGAAGUUACAGGUGGACCCUGGUUCACAGAUAGUGAAUUGGAUGUAGAGUUCAUCAAUAGUUUACUAACUAUUGUUUGGAGGUUUACUGCGGAAAGAACCUAUCCAAACGGAUUUAACAAUUUCUCAAACGAACAGGGAAAGGAAGUCUUGUAUGCAAGCAACGUUAAGAGCUAUACAACUAUCGAAGAAAUUCUCGAAUUUAUCAGUGAGUCGGGAAUUUCCACCGAACAGCUUACGAAGCCAGAUAUCAGAUCGUUAUGCGAAGUUCUUGUGUAUGAUGAUAAAUUGGAAAAAGUGGCGCUCGACUGCUUCAGAGUCACAUUACCUAGUGUACUACAAAUGACACAACCAGUUGGAGGGCAACAAACAUCGAAAAAAGAGGAGUAUUCCAUAUUUAAUUACAAUAACGCAAUUGCUGCUUCUAGUACGGACAAGGAUGUUUUAUACUUUGACGAGUGGACUUUAUAA
Kluyveromyces marxianus DMKU3-1042 is the source of this 939-nucleotide messenger RNA. RefSeq names its product DNA-directed RNA polymerase III subunit C34 (gene RPC34). Gene Ontology annotation, cellular component: RNA polymerase III complex. The record is from RefSeq and is a predicted model, not a curated record. Lineage: Eukaryota; Fungi; Ascomycota; Saccharomycetes; Saccharomycetales; Saccharomycetaceae. The transcript has a single exon. Gene Ontology annotation, biological process: transcription by RNA polymerase III. Bases 1 to 939 code for a protein of 312 amino acids.